AGCUGGAGUCGGCUGGGCGGCUGGGAACGGUGGCUGCUACCGUGGGUGACUCAGGGAGGCGGGAGGCGGGGGAGGAGCCCUUCCUGCCGGCGUGGAAACCAUGGUGCUCACGCUCGGAGAAAGUUGGCCGGUAUUGGUGGGGAAGCGAUUCCUCAGUCUGUCCGCGGCCGACGGCAGCGACGGCGGCCACGACAGCUGGGACGUGGAGCGCGUCGCGGAAUGGCCCUGGUUGUCCGGGACCAUUCGGGCUGUUUCACACACCGACGUUACCAAGAAGGAUCUGAAGGUGUGUGUGGAGUUUGAUGGGGAAUCUUGGAGGAAGAGAAGAUGGAUAGAAGUCUAUAGCCAUUUAAGGAGAGCAUUUUUAGUAGAACAUAAUUUGGUCUUGGCUGAGCGAAAGUCGCCUGAAAUUUCUGAGCGAAUUACUCAGUGGCCUGCAAUAAUGUAUAAAUCUCUGUUGGACAAAGCUGGUUUGGGAUCCAUAACUUCUGUUCGAUUCCUAGGAGAUCAGCAAAGUGUAUUUCUUUCCAAAGACCUUUUAAAGCCCAUACAGGAUGUAAAUAGUCUUCGGCUUUCCCUUACUGAUAAUCAGAUCAUCAGUAAAGAAUUCCAGGCUUUGAUUGUAAAACAUUUAGAUGAAAGCCACCUUCUACAAGGUGAUAAGAACUUGGUUGGUUCAGAAGUAAAAAUCUAUAGCUUGGAUCCAUCUACUCAGUGGUUUUCAGCAACUGUUGUAAAUGGCAACCCAGCAUCUAAAACUCUUCAAGUCAACUGUGAGGAGAUUCCAGCACUGAAAAUUGUUGAUCCAGCACUGAUUCAUGUUGAAGUUGUUCAUGAUAACUUUGUGUCAUGUGGUAAUUCUACAAGAAUUGGAGGUGUCAAACGCAAGUCUUCGGAGAAUAAUGGAACCUUGGUUUCCAAACAAGUAAAGUCUUGCUCUGAGGCCUCUCCUAAUGUGUGUCCUGUACAGUCUGUGCCUACACCAGUGUUUAAGGAGAUCCUGCUUGGCUGCACUGCAGCAACUCCACCUAGUAAGGACCCAAGGCAGCACAGCACUCCCCAGGCUGCCAACUCACCUCCUAACCUAGGAGCAAAACUUCCUCAAGGAUGUCAUAAGCAGAGUUUACCAGGAGAACUUUCUUCGUGUCUCAAUACAAAGCCCGAGAUACUGAGAACGAAACCAGAUGUCAUCUGCAAAUCAGGAUUGCUCUCUUCAAAGUCUUCUCAGGUUGAAACUGCAGAGCCGAAAAUUCUGAGUGAGCCCAAAGGUAGCUUUAUUCAGCCUAAGACAAACUCUGAUUGGGAGAACAGAUUGGAAUCUCUUCCACGUCCAUUGACUGGCCUUCCUAAGGAAUGCUUACCUCCAAAGGCUUCUUCUAAAGCUGAAUUGGAAAUUGCCAGUACUCCCGAACUUCAGAAGCACCUACAACAUGCACCUUCCACAUCAGAUGGCCUUUCAAAUAAGCCAGAAUUGAAAGCAGGUGUUAAGAGUGAUGGCCCUAAUUGCUGUGCAGAAAAAAAGAUAGUACCUUCAACUUUAGGUUGCCGGUCACAAAACUUAAAGGAAACAUCAGUAAAAGUAGAUAAUGAAAGCUGUUGUACAAGAAGUAACAAUAAAUUUCAGAAUGCCCCAGCCAGGAAGUCAGUUUUGACAGACCCUGAUAAACUCAAGAAGCUGCAGCAGAGCGGGGAGGCCUUUGUUCAGGAUGACUCCUGCGUGAACAUUGUGGCCCAGCUGCCUAAGUGCCGGGAGUGUCGCUUGGACAGUCUGCGCAAGGAUAAGGAGCAGCAGAAGGACUCGCCUGUGUUCUGUCGCUUCUUUCAUUUCAGGAGAUUGCAAUUCAACAAACAUGGUGUGUUGCGGGUAGAAGGCUUCUUAACACCAAACAAAUAUGAUAGUGAAGCAAUUGGCUUGUGGCUGCCUUUGACCAAAAAUGUUGUGGGAACUGACUUGGACACAGCAAAGUAUAUCCUGGCCAACAUUGGAGACCACUUCUGUCAAAUGGUGAUUUCUGAAAAGGAAGCUAUGUCAACUAUUGAGCCACACAGACAGGUUGCCUGGAAGCGAGCUGUCAAAGGUGUUCGAGAAAUGUGUGAUGUCUGUGACACCACCAUCUUCAACCUGCAUUGGGUGUGUCCUCGGUGUGGAUUUGGGGUGUGUGUGGAUUGCUACCGGAUGAAAAGAAAGAAUUGCCAACAAGGUGCCACCUACAAGACUUUCUCUUGGCUAAGAUGUGUGAAGAGUCAGAUCCAUGAACCUGAGAAUCUGAUGCCCACACAGAUCAUUCCUGGCAAAGCCCUCUAUGAUGUUGGAGACAUUGUUCAUUCUAUCAGAGCAAAAUGGGGAAUAAAGGCAAACUGUCCCUGUUCAAACAGACAGUUCAAAUUCUUUUCAAAGCCAGUCUCAAAGGAAGACCUCAAACAGACGUCAUUAGCUGGGGAGAAACCUGCUCUUGGGACUGUGAUCCAGCAGAAUCCCUUGGUUUUGGAGCCAGCGACUGUGGGUGAAGAAGCAGCCUCCAAGCCGGCCACCAGCAUAAAACCCACCUGUCCUGCCAGCACCUCGCCUUUAAGCUGGCUUGCCGACCUGACCAGCGGCAAUGUCAACAAGGAAAACAAGGAAAAACAACCAACAAUGCCAAUUUUAAAGAAUGAAAUCAAAUGCCUUCCAUCCCUUCCGCCUCUGAAUAAAUCCAGCACUGUCCUACAUACCUUUAACAACACAAUUUUGACACCUGUUAGCAACAAUAAUUCUGGAUUCCUCCGCAAUCUCUUGAAUUCCUCUACAGGAAAGACAGAGAAUGGGCUCAAGAAUACACCAAAAAUCCUUGAUGACAUCUUUGCUUCUUUGGUGCAAAACAAGACUUCUUCAGAUUUACCUAAGAGGCCUCAAGGACUGACCAUCAAGCCUAGCAUUCUGGGCUUUGACACUCCUCACUACUGGCUGUGUGAUAAUCGCUUGCUGUGUUUACAAGAUCCCAAUAACAAGAGCAACUGGAAUGUAUUUAGAGAGUGCUGGAAACAAGGGCUUAGUGAAUCAUGUUUAGUGGACAUGAACAGGGGAAAUAGAAGUGUGACUAAGAGGCAGAGAGACAUUUUUGUUUUUGCAGGAUUAAUCACUCCAGAAGAUCGGAAAUAUGGAACAACCAAUCUUCACUUGGAUGUAUCUGAUGCAGCUAAUGUCAUGGUUUAUGUGGGAAUUCCCAAAGGACAGUGUGAGCAGGAAGAAGAAGUCCUUAGAACCAUCCAAGACGGAGAUUCUGAUGAACUUACAAUAAAACGAUUUAUAGAAGGAAAAGAGAAGCCAGGAGCCCUCUGGCACAUAUAUGCUGCUAAGGACACAGAGAAGAUAAGAGAAUUUCUUAAAAAGGUAUCAGAAGAACAAGGUCAAGAAAACCCAGCAGACCAUGAUCCUAUUCAUGAUCAGAGCUGGUAUUUAGACCGGUCGCUAAGAAAGCGUCUUCAUCAAGAAUAUGGCGUUCAGGGCUGGGCUAUUGUACAGUUUCUCGGGGAUGUGGUUUUUAUCCCAGCAGGAGCUCCACAUCAGGUUCAUAACUUAUAUAGCUGUAUCAAAGUGGCUGAAGACUUUGUGUCUCCAGAGCAUGUUAAACACUGCUUCUGGCUUACUCAGGAAUUCCGUUAUCUGUCACAGACUCACACCAACCAUGAAGACAAAUUGCAGGUGAAAAAUGUUAUCUACCAUGCAGUGAAAGAUGCAGUUGCUAUGCUGAAAGCCAGUGAAUCUGGUUUUAGCAAACCGUAACCCCUCCCUGCACAUUGGAAAUGAAUCACUGGCAGCUGUUCAAACUCUUCAGGCAGGAUUCCUGUGGACGUUGAGAUUUCAUGUUACCUCAUCUUCUUUUUUAAACUGUACCCGACUUGUGAGGGUCCUCUGUCUAAUGUAUAUUUCUAGUGUUUACAGACACUAAGUGUGUAUAUGUAGGAACUAUUUACAGACCAUGCAUCCUUAUACUGUGACUUCUCACCUAGUGCAGAUUUUACCACGUUGUAAAACAAAACCUCUUACCAGCUCUGAACAAAUACCUGCAGUUAUUCCCCAGCUGUUUGGACAGCUUAGUCAAAUGGGUUUCUAACUUAGGAAUUACUGCACAGUUAAUUUGAGUUUUACUUUAUUUCAUGUCUGUCUGAGCACCCUGCCCCACCUGUUAGGGUCCAGAACAGCCAAGGAGGAAGUGACAGCUAAUGAUGCAGUUCUUAUUGUAUUGCAUAGGACUGGCAUUAUACAGAAGUCAACUACUGUACGAUUCUUGGGGUUAACCAUCUUUAGUUAAAUGGAAUUUUAAUUUAAAUGGAGCUUUGCUAAUUUUAAGUGUUAAGCAUUUUGCAUUAAAAUAUUCAUAUAAUA
Molecule: messenger RNA, 4366 nt
Organism: Dipodomys ordii (Ord's kangaroo rat)
Lineage: Eukaryota; Metazoa; Chordata; Mammalia; Rodentia; Heteromyidae
Gene: Kdm3a
Product: lysine (K)-specific demethylase 3A
Exons: 24
Coding region: 101-3763 (1220 amino acids)
Biological process (GO): regulation of transcription by RNA polymerase II
Cellular component (GO): chromatin; histone deacetylase complex
Molecular function (GO): histone H3K9 demethylase activity; transcription coregulator activity; chromatin DNA binding
Source: RefSeq, a predicted model, not a curated record